UGACACAUUUUUUUUCAGUUCCUAAACAGUUUAUGGCCUCUCAUCUGCAGUCCGCUUUCCUUUGUCUUAUGCUUUGGAUAACUCCUACUUUCUUUUUUCCUUUAAAAAAAUUUAUAACAGGCCUAAUAUUUGUAAAAAUCCACGGGUAAAAUAAGAUUUAAAGAAAUAAAGUGCAGUUAAGAGCUUCACUUUUUUUCCUAAACAUGUAAUAUCCAAAAAUAUGUAGGCUUAAAAAAAUGUGAUUCUACUAGCUUGCCUCUUCCUUUUUCCUCGAUAAGAUUACUACAGGAUUUAUUUAUUUAAAAUUUAUAAUCAAACUUAUACAGAUAGUUUAAUCAAUCAGUUCUACAAAAUUUGUUAAGAAAAACAGUCCAGGUUCUGGUUCCAGAUAAGAUGGAGUAAGCAUACUUCGCCCUGUCUCUCCCACUGAAUGCAGCUAUAAAACCUGGACAGAAUGCUUGGAGUGGCUAUUUGAGGACUCUGAAAAAUAAGUAGUAGGAGGCAGAUUGGGGAAGAAGACCAGAAUUGAAAGUACCAGUGAACCGGUGGAAAAGACCAUGUUUGUAGAUUUAUUGGCUGUGGGAGGAACGAUCGCUUCAACUAUGUGGUCAUGCAGUUGCAGGGUCGGAAUCUGGCAGAUCUACGCCGUAGCCAGUCCCGGGGCACAUUCACUAUUAGCACUACUCUUCGGCUGGGUAGACAGAUUCUGGAAUCUAUUGAGAGCAUCCAUUCUGUGGGAUUCUUGCACCGAGACAUCAAACCGUCGAACUUUGCCAUGGGUCGCUUUCCUAGUACAUGUAGGAAGUGUUACAUGCUUGAUUUUGGCUUGGCUCGACAAUUUACUAAUUCCUGCGGUGACGUCAGACCACCUCGAGCUGUGGCAGGCUUUCGAGGGACAGUUCGUUAUGCAUCAAUCAAUGCUCAUCGGAACAGAGAAAUGGGAAGACAUGAUGACCUUUGGUCCUUAUUCUACAUGUUAGUGGAAUUUGUGGUUGGCCAGCUGCCAUGGAGAAAAAUAAAGGACAAGGAACAAGUAGGCUCUAUUAAGGAGAGGUAUGACCACAGGCUUAUGUUGAAACAUCUCCCUCCAGAAUUCAGCAUCUUUCUGGACCACAUCUCCUCUUUGGAUUAUUUUACAAAACCAGACUAUCAGCUUCUUACAUCCGUGUUUGACAACAGCAUCAAAACCUUUGGAGUAUUUGAGAGUGACCCUUUUGACUGGGAGAAGACUGGAACUGAUGGCUCUCUAACAACCACCACUACUUCUACCACCCCUCAGCUGCACACCCGCUUGACCCCUGCAGCAAUUGGAAUUGCCAAUGCCACUCCCAUCCCAGGGGACUUGCUUCGAGAAAAUACAGAUGAAGUGUUUCCAGAUGAACAGCUUAGUGAUGGGGAGAAUGGCAUCCCUGUUGGUAUGUCACCAGAUAAAUUGCCUGGAUCUCUGGGACACACUCAUCCUCAGGAGAAGGAUGUCUGGGAAGAGAUGGAUGCCAACAGGAACAAGAUAAAGCUUGGGAUUUGUAAGGCUGCUACUGAAGAGGAGAAUAGCCAUGGUCAAGUGAAUGGUAUUCUGAAUGCUCCAAGCCUCGGUUCACCAAUUCGUGUCCGCUCAGAGAUUACUCAGCCAGACAGAGAUGUCCCAUUGGUGCGAAAGUUACGUUCUAUCCACAGCUUUGAGCUGGAAAAACGUCUGACACUGGAGCCAAAGCCAGAUACUGACAAGUUUCUUGAGACCUGCCUGGAGAAAAUGCAGAAAGAUGCAGGAAAGGAACCCGUUCUUCCUGCUCUGCUUCAUAAGCCUUGUGUUCCUGCUGGAGCCCGUACUGACCACAUCUGGAACUAUGAUGAAGAAUAUCUUCCAGAUGCUUCUAAGCCUGCCUCUGCCAACACCCCUGAGCAGGUGGAUGGCGGUGGCAGCAAUGGAUUUAUAGCUGUUAAUUUGAGCUCUUGCAAACAGGAGGUUGAUUCCAAAGAAUGGGUGAUUGUGGACAAGGAGCAGGACCUUCGGGAUUUUAGGACAAAUGAGGUUUUAGGCCAUAAAACCACGGGGAGCCCUUCUGAUGAGGAGCCUGAAGUACUUCAAGUUCUAGAGGAAUCACCUCAAGAUGAAAAGCUCCGAUUGGAUCCUUGGGCAGAAAAUACUCAUUUCAAGAAGGAAACCUCAGAUGUGAUCUUAGCACUUUCUGGGGAGUGCCUUGCCACUGCUGCUUUAGAGCAAUAUACAGAUAGGCUAGAACUCCAGGCUGGAGCUGGUGGUCAGUUUAUUGCAGCAACACCCACAAGUCCAAUGGAGGCACAAGCGGAAGGACCCCUUACUGCGAUUACAAUUCCUCGACCUUCUGUGGCAUCUACACAGUCAACUUCAGGAAGCUUUCACUGUGGUCAGCAGCCAGAGAAGAAAGACCUUCAGCCCAUGGAGCCCACUGUGGAACUUUAUUCUCCAAGAGAGAACUUCUCUGGCUUGGUUGUGACAGAGGGAGAACCUCCUAGUGGAGGAAGCAGAACAGACUUGGGGCUUCAGAUAGAUAUUGGUCAUGACAUGUUACCCAAUAUUAGAGAGUGUGACAAAUCCCAAGACCUGGGACCAAAGGACCUUCCUGACCAUAACAGACUGGCUUUGAGAGAAUUUGAGAGUUUCCCUAGGGAAACUGAAGAGAAAAGCAUUCUGCUAGGGUCAGAUAAUGAAGAUGAGAAGUUAAGUAAAGGGCAGCAUUAUAUUGAGAUCUCCUCUCUCCCAGGAGACUUGGUAACUGUGGAAAGAGAUCACUCAGCGACUACCGAACCUCUUGAUAUGACAAAAACACAGACUUUUAGUGUGGUGCCUAAUCAAGACAAAAAUCAUGAGAUAAUGACUCUUCAGGCAGUUGAAACUUCAGAAAUUUCUCCAGGAGUCAUUGACCCACAUGCUGAAGAACAUAUAGGCCAGGUGGCAACAGUGCAAAAAAGUAAGAUAUCUAAGGAUGAUGACAUCAAGAGUGAAGACUUGCCAGGUGAUCAAGGAGACCUCUCUACUGUUUUGCACCAAGAGGGUAAGAAAGAGAAAAUUGCACCUAGAAAUAGAGAGCUAUUUAAUUGUGUUUCAGAGAGUGAACGUUGUCCCGCAUCCCGGAAGGAUGUGAUUAGGUCAUCCUUCGUAACUAGACACAGCCGAAUCCCUGUUUUAGCACAAGAGAUAGACUCAGCUUUUGAAUCAUCCUCUCCAGUCUCUGCAAAAGAAAAACUCCUCCAAAAGAAAGCUUAUCAACCAGACCUACUCAAACUUCUGGUGGAAAAAAAGCAACUCAAGUCUUUCCUUGGGGACCUCUCAAGUGCCUCUGAUAAAUUGCUGGAAGAGAGACUAGCCACUGUUCCUGCUCCCUUUUCUGAGGAGGAAGUCUUGACUCCCUUUUCAAGACUGGCAAUAGACACCCCCCUGAGCAGGUCAGCUGAAGAUAGCUUUUUGUCACCUAUCAUCUCCCAGUCUAGAAAGAGCAAAAUUCCAAGGCCAGUGUCAUGGGUCAACACAGAUCAAGUCAAUAGCUCAACUCCAUCACAGUUCUUGCCUCGGCCACCACCAGGAAAGCCACCCACGAGGCCCGGAGUAGAAGCCAGGCUCCGCAGAUACAAAGUUCUAGGGAGUAGCAAUUCCGACUCAGACCUUUUCUCCCGCCUGGCCCAAAUUCUUCAAAAUGGAUCUCAGAAACCCCGGAGCACUACUCAAUGCAAGAGUCCAGGAUCCCCUCACAAUCCAAAAACACCACCCAAGAGUCCAGUUGUCCCUCGCAGGAGUCCCAGUGCCUCUCCUCGAAGCUCUUCUUUGCCUCGCACGUCUAGUUCCUCACCAUCUAGGGCUGGACGGCCCCACCAUGACCAGAGGAGUUCAUCCCCGCAUCUGGGGAGAAGCAAGUCACCUCCCAGCCACUCGGGAUCUUCCUCUUCUAGGAGGUCCUGCCAACAGGAGCAUUGCAAACCCAGCAAGAAUGGCCUGAAAGGAUCCGGCAGCCUCCACCACCACUCAGCCAGCACUAAAGCUCCCCCAGGGAAGAGUAAGUCAGCCAGUAAACUCAGCAGAUAGGAGGCAGGCUGCAUCUCUGUGAAAGGUGUGAGAUCAUCCUCCUAAACCUGUUGCAUGUGUGUCCCUGUACUAUUUUUAAAAAUCUGUGAUUUUCUCUUGCAAAAGAAAGUAACAUGAUAAAUUAUUUAUAAGGAGACAUAAAUAUAUGAUAAGGCAUUACUAAGGCAGGCAACAAGCAGAUCAGGAAUCAAUGCCUUUGCAUAGGAAGGGCAGUCUAGCAAAUCCAAGGGGGAGAAACUGAUUAAAUGAACUAAUUUUUUUAGCUGCUUCUGAAACAAGAGAGUUGGAGGUAGGAGAUGGAAUGGAAUUUUAAAGGAUUUGGCCUACUUAUUUUUUAAGGCUCUAUUCUAACAUUAUAUAGCAAAAUUGAAACUUCCUGUUUUAAUAUUUUCAUUCAAAACUCCCAAACUUUGGAGAUCAGAAUUGCUCCAAUAUGUUAGAAGCCUGUUGCUGGGGAGCCAAUGCUAAUAGACAUAUAUUUGGCUUGUGUGUUUGUCUAUAUUUACUUUGCCUCAUUCCUAGUACCCUCCCUGGAUUUCACAUUUUUUAAAGUUAGUGUUUCUCACCGGAUCCAAUCUCUAUUCUUGUAUUUUAACAACAAUACAUUCUAAUAUGCUUUUAGCAGCACAUGCUAAAAAUUUCAAAUCCGAUUACUGUUUUGUAGUCCCCUAGUAUUUUUCUUUGGAGCAUUAUAUUCUCGGUAUAUUUUUAUUGUGAAAAAUAACUGAUGACACUUAGGUAAUGGAAGGAAAAGUCUAAAUAGAGCUAGUUUGCAGGCUUUAGUGCUUUAGGGAGAGAGGGGCAGAGUGGGAGUUAAUACCCUUCAAGGUAGAAGAAUGCUCUUUCCCUGUAAUUUUCCUCUUUGUGGAAGGAAAACUGACCAGAAUGGACCUUGCUUCCUUAAUUCUUCUAGGUACCAACUAUUUCUAACAUCAACCUCCAAGAUGAUACCAAGGAAGUACCGUGCUGUGGCAUGUGACCUUAUGCUUUUAGAGAUUUAGAAAGAAAAAUAGAAAGAAAUUAGGUAUGUUGUUGAGACUUAUGAUCCUCAAACUUUGUAUUUUAUACAUUCAGUCAAUUAGGAAUGAGUAUCUGGGGAAAUAAAUUUAGGUUCAGUAUUUAUCUUUUAAAGUUUUAUUACCUGCUUCUCCUGUGCUUUAGUUUGAACAUUUGGGCUUCUUGACCUGAUUUCCAUGUAAUCUCAAUUUAUAAAGCUACAAAGAAGAUAUAUUUGUUCUAAUCUCACUCUUCUAACAGGAAUCAGGCAAAAUUAAAUCAUAGUAAACUUUGAAAA
Messenger RNA from Miniopterus natalensis, 5351 nucleotides. It is a transcript of the gene TTBK2, whose product is annotated as tau tubulin kinase 2. Gene Ontology annotation, molecular function: ATP binding; protein serine/threonine kinase activity. Gene Ontology annotation, biological process: protein phosphorylation. The record is from RefSeq and is a predicted model, not a curated record. Lineage: Eukaryota; Metazoa; Chordata; Mammalia; Chiroptera; Miniopteridae.